Vanderwaltozyma polyspora DSM 70294 is the source of this 1053-nucleotide messenger RNA. RefSeq names its product glycoside hydrolase family 16 protein. Gene Ontology annotation, molecular function: hydrolase activity, hydrolyzing O-glycosyl compounds; glycosyltransferase activity. Lineage: Eukaryota; Fungi; Ascomycota; Saccharomycetes; Saccharomycetales; Saccharomycetaceae. Gene Ontology annotation, biological process: carbohydrate metabolic process; fungal-type cell wall organization. The transcript has a single exon. The record is from RefSeq and is a predicted model, not a curated record. The coding region runs from base 1 to 1053 and encodes 350 amino acids. Gene Ontology annotation, cellular component: fungal-type cell wall.
AUGAUCAUUGAAAAAUCAAUUUUAAUAUCUGGUUUGAUUUCGUAUGCAGCAAGUACAAUCACUACUUGUAAUCCGUUGCAUGACAAGCAUUGUCCUAAAAAUAAUGCUUUGUCUGCCUCUUUCUCUGAAGAAUUCUUAGUAGAGUCUAAAUGGUUCAGCAACAACGGAAAUCCAGGAAACAUCACUUAUGAUGAAAGUGGUUUAGGUAUUUCUUUGACCAAAAGAUUUGAUAACCCAAGUCUGAAAUCAAAUUUUUAUUUCAUGUAUGGUAAAUUUGAAGCUAUAAUUAAGGCUGCUCCAGGAACUGGUAUCGUAUCUUCAAUUUUUUUACAAAGUGAUUGUUUAGAUGAAAUUGAUAUCGAAUGGCUAGGUGGUGAUAAAAAUGAAGUUCAAUCCAAUUUCUUCUCAAAGGGUGUUACCACAACCUAUAAUAGAGGUAUGUUUCACCCGGUUAAUGACAGCGUUUCCGCUUUUCAUAAUUAUACCUUAGAUUGGCAACAGGACAAAACUCAAUGGUAUAUUGAUGGGACUUUAGUCAGAACCUUGAAUUCUGAUGACUCAGAAGGUUAUCCACAAACCCCAAUGUCUUUAUACAUUGGUAUUUGGGCUGGCGGUGAUCCUUCGAACCAGCCUGGUGUUAUUGAAUGGGCUGGCGGUGAAACAAAUUAUAAUGAUGUUCCUUUUACCAUGUACCUUAAAAAAUUAGUGGUUACUGAUUAUUCAACUGGUUCAGAAUACAUGUAUGCUGAUAAAUCUGGAUCAGCCAAAUCCAUUAAAGCAAAAGAUGGUUUAAUUAAUGGUAGAUAUGCUGAGGCACAGAUCGAAUUUGCCAAAUUGGUGUAUACUGACGCUGAAACAACUUCAGGAACAUAUAGUUCGCUGAAUGAAACUAAAACAACCACCAAAAAUACUUCUUCCUCAACCUCAUCUGACACCAGUUCCAGUUCAAUCAAAAGUAAGUACGCAAAUGGCAGUCCUAUCUUAGUCACUGAAUCAUUAGUAUCUUCAUUGAUGUAUUCUGCAACCACCUUAUUGUUGGCAUUUGUUCACUAG